UCAAUGUUAUUUGAGUCGGGUCAUCAGGCCCCAGAGAUUCCAGAGUGCACAAUGCAGAAGACUGCCUACUAUGAGAACACGGGCCUUUUUGGGGGUUAUGGCUACAGCAAAGCUGCUGACACUUAUGGCUAUGGGUCUACUCAUCAGCCUUACCCACCCCCUGCUGCCCCUGCAGCCCUGGAUGCUGAUUAUACAGGUUCUGCUUGUUCCAUCCAGAGCUCAGCACCAAUCCGUGCCCCAACCCACAAAGGUGGGGAGCUCAAUGGUAGUUGCAUGCGUCCAGGUGGUGGGAGUGGCCAGACUGGUGGGGGUGGCAGUCAACCCCCUGGCUUGAAUACAGAUCAGCAGCCACCCCCACCCCCACCCCCACCACCUACACUGCCCCCAUCCUCACCUACAAAUCCUAGUGGUGCUACCCCAGUCAAGAAGGCCAAAGGUGGCCCCAAUGCCUCUGGCUCUUCCUCUGCUACUAUCAGCAAACAGAUCUUCCCCUGGAUGAAGGAAUCCCGGCAGAACUCCAAGCAGAAGAGCAAUUGUGCCACUUCAGGUGAGAGCUGUGAGGACAAGAGCCCACCAGGUCCGGCGUCCAAACGGGUCCGUACAGCUUACACAAGUGCGCAGCUGGUGGAGUUAGAGAAGGAAUUUCAUUUCAACCGUUACCUGUGCCGUCCACGCCGGGUGGAGAUGGCCAACCUGCUCAACCUCACCGAGCGCCAGAUCAAGAUCUGGUUCCAGAACAGACGGAUGAAGUACAAGAAGGACCAGAAGGCCAAGGGCAUCAUGCACUCGCCUGUGGGUCAGUCUCCAGAGCGCAGCCCUCCACUGAGCGGGGCUAACCACGUGGGCUAUUCAGGCCAGCUCCCCCCAGUGCCGGGGCUGGGCUACGAUGCUCCCUCGCCCCCUUCUUUCGCCAAGUCCCAGCAGAACAUGUACGGCCUGGCCGCCUACACGGCGCCGCUCAGCAGUUGCCUCCCACAACAGAAGCGAUACCCAGGCCCUGAGUACGAGCACCACCCCAUGCAGAGCAACGGGAGUUUUGCCAACGCCAACCUGCAGGGCAGCCCGGUCUACGUCGGUGGGAACUUUGUCGAUUCCAUGCCGGCUUCGGGUCCAGUCUUCAACCUGGGCCACCUCUCCCAUCCCUCGUCGGCCAGCGUGGACUACAGCUGCGCCGCCCAGAUCCCGGGCAACCACCAUCACGGACCGUGUGACCCCCACCCCACCUACACAGAUCUCACGUCUCACCAUACAUCUCAGGGAAGGAUUCAAGAAGCCCCCAAACUGACACAUCUGUAGUGGGCUCCGGUCCUGUAGGAGGGCGCUGCAGCGACGGACUCACGUUUGAAUUACCUCACUUUGGUUUGGGUUUGUUAUUUUCUUUUUAAAACAUUUUGUUUGUUUGUUUGUUUGUUUGUGUGCCUGUUUUACCCUUUUCCUUUCUUCUCCACUCCCUUGACGUUCCCUGGUCCCUGUAACUCAAAGGGCCCACAGUCUAGCAGUGGAGGGGUCUCCCUUCUCCUAACCGCUCCUCCUUUGGGGUAACUCUUCAUAAAUCAACUAAAAGGAUCCUCUGUGAGCAUGACAGUGCAAUAUACUGCAAACCAAGGGACUAAUAAUCUGGUAAUGAUGUACUGGAAGGUAAGUCUUAGAUCAAUUAGAGUUAGCACGUCAUGCAGAGGGGAUGUAGACCAAGUGUGAGCGAUGGGAUCUUUCUUGCCUGCAUCGAAGCUUAUUUCCAGAGACGUUAAUUUAUAUGAUUCCUCAAUAAUGUAAGGAUUGCAUAGGACUAAAUGAUAUGUAUUUAUUAUUUUAAGCGAGUCAUUUUGUAUCACGGAUUAUUUAUCCUCGUCUUAAUGUAUUUAUGUGUAUAUUUGUAGAGUUUAUUCAGCGUAUCUUCGGGAGAUCGAUUCAGGUCCGCGGUGGCUACGUUUCACCUAUUUAGUCUACUUGGUCUGAACCUAGUUGAGAGAGUAGUUUUGAACAGUUGUAACAGUGGCUGGUGUUUGUAGUUUAUGUGAGGAUUAAUUAAGACCGCAAAUUGUAAUUCAUGAAUAGAGUGGCACAGAACAUUUCGAAAAGGCGGUUUUGCAUUUUCUGAACACAUAGCACACACCACACACGGUUUAUUAAUUUCAAGUUGUCUGGUACCAUUUGAACAAAUACUUAGAAUAAAAAAAAGUACGUUUCUCAGUUAGAAGUGUAUCUGUUUUGAUAAUGCAGCCUUGCGAGCAGAUCACGCUGCCAUUUUCUUGCUGAAAAACAAACAAACAACAACAAAAAAAAAAAAAAAAAAAAAAAACACACACACACACAGGGACACAAAGCCCUUCUGAGGCUGACGAUUGCUUGCGGAUGGGAAGCCAGAGCCCCAAGUCUUUAUGGGGGUUACUUUCCGACAUUCCAGCUUUUCGAACUAGAGGAGGAAAACCCUAGAUGGCAGGAAUUAAGAGCCGUUUUAAUAGUGAUGAUUUCAUUAGAGAUUUCCGGAAGGACUCACAAUGCUGCUGCCUCUCUCCUUUGUUGUUUCUACCGUCGUCUUUCUACUAGGCAGGAAUCGAUUUUUUUGUAGACUUCAUUUCAAUUUGGGAGACUCAAGCUUACUUUUGUGCAUUAAUUAAUAAUAUAUUUAAAAAAGGAACUUUGAAAGAAAAAUGACAAUCAAAGAAAAGACACAAGGCACAGAAAAAAAAAAAAACCGCAGCCCACCACUCAUAAAUCCCGUGGAAAUGUGCUCAGAAGCUUUUUAUUUAGAUGAUGCUGUUCACGAUUCACCUCGUUCUCUUUUGUAGUAGCCAGUGGGUCAUUUCCAAGGAAAACAAACUUUAACUUACAAUGUAAAAUAAUAAAAGUUUCACUAAUAGAACCGAAAACAACAAA
Antechinus flavipes (yellow-footed antechinus) is the source of this 2877-nucleotide messenger RNA. It is a transcript of the gene HOXD3, whose product is annotated as homeobox D3. The transcript has 2 exons. Gene Ontology annotation, molecular function: DNA-binding transcription factor activity, RNA polymerase II-specific; RNA polymerase II cis-regulatory region sequence-specific DNA binding. Gene Ontology annotation, cellular component: nucleus. The record is from RefSeq and is a predicted model, not a curated record. Gene Ontology annotation, biological process: regulation of transcription by RNA polymerase II. Lineage: Eukaryota; Metazoa; Chordata; Mammalia; Dasyuromorphia; Dasyuridae. The coding region runs from base 4 to 1296 and encodes 430 amino acids.